Molecule: messenger RNA, 1488 nt
Organism: Aspergillus affinis
Lineage: Eukaryota; Fungi; Ascomycota; Eurotiomycetes; Eurotiales; Aspergillaceae
Exons: 2
Coding region: 1-1488 (495 amino acids)
Biological process (GO): D-serine catabolic process
Molecular function (GO): D-serine ammonia-lyase activity
Source: RefSeq, a predicted model, not a curated record
AUGUACCUGACAGCCCCCGCAGAAAACCGGAAACUCUUAUGGCAUACGUACAGCGCCCAAGCGUACGGCAUCUAUCACGGUGAUCUGGACUUCUUUUUCAACGGCUGGGAUGACCGUGGUCGGGUUGAGAAGAUCAACACAAGGAAAUGUCCCAUCUAUUUCCUCACCGGUGAGUAUGAUUGGAGUAAUACUCUGGAAAUAAGCGAAGCUACAGCACAAAAGAUUCCCGGUGCGAAGUUGAAGCGAAUGCCGGAAAUCGCAACUCUAACGUUUCAAUUCCUUCCUCUUCGCGGAGGACGUGUUCACCACAGAUUGCAGCCAGAACACACAAUUUCCUCAACUUAUACCCAAAUUCUGGCCUCCAACAUCGCAGCACCACCCAACAUGUAUUCCCCUACAGUCGGCACCCGGGUCGAGGAUCUCGACACACCAUCCAUGAUCGUGGAUCUCGACCUCGCCGAAGCCAACCUCAAGAAACUCAUGGGCCAACUUCUUCCCACGGGCCUAAACAUUCGCCCGCACCUGAAAACAAGCAAGAGCGCCAUAGUGGCCAAGAAGAUGGCCCAGGCGGGUGCAAAAGGAGGCUGCGUCGCGAAAGUGAGCGAAGCAGAAGCGAUUGCCGCGGCCGGGUUCGACGACCUCCUAAUCACCUGCGAGAUAGUCGGUGCGGCGAAGGUGAAGAGGCUGGUGGAGUUGUUUCGCAAGCACCGAUCAAUUCGCAUCGUGGUGGAUAGCGAAGUCGGCGCGACCGCGAUCAACGAAGCCUUGGCGAGUUCGGCCAUCGACGACCCCAUCAUGGUGCUUAUCGAUUUGGACGUCGGACUGCACCGGACGGGCGUGAAGCCGGGAGAUGCGGCUCUGGCUCUGGCGCGACAUGUGAGCGGCUUGAAACAUUUGAACCUGAUCGGCGUGCAAGGUUAUGAAGGGCAUCUGCAGCAUUUGCACGACAAGGAGGAUCGGAAAACGCAGUGUCUCGAAUCAAUGGCUAUUCUGACUAGCACGGCGGACGCGCUACGCAAGGCAGGUCAUAAUAUCGAGGUGGUCACGACCGGUGGAACAGGUACGGCUGAGUUCUGCGCCACCGUGCAGGGCGUGACGGAGUUACAGCCAGGGUCGUUCAUCUUCAUGGAUACGGAUUACCGAAACGCCGUAGGGCGAUUUUACUCGAACAGUCUGACCAUUCUCUCGACCGUCGUCAGCAAACAGGGACCACGGGCUGUGACGAUUGAUAGCGGGCUGAAGUCAUUGACCACGGAUAGCGGAUUGGCGGAGUGCAAAGAUCCUCGGUAUGAGUAUGGGGUUUUGGGUGAUGAGCAUGGCUCCUUGACCUGGGAGGUUGGCACGCCAGAUCUUUUGGUGGGAGACCGUGUGGAAAUGGUCCCAAGCCAUAUCGAUCCGACGGUGAAUCUGCAUGAUUUUUAUUACGUCCAUCGCGGUGGCGUGGUUGUGGAAAUUUGGCCGGUCGAUUCGAGAGGAAAGGUUCAAUAG